AUGGUAGAUUAUUACUACGACCAGGAUGAAUUAUACGAUUACAACAGAGUUUUCCCACCCUGCGACGUAAACUAUGUCAAAAAUCUGCAUCUCCAAGAAGCUCUGGUUUCUUCUUUGGUCACUUCGAUGGAGGAGGAGAUUAACCAUCAUCCCCAACCCCAAAGGCAUGUUACCUUGCGUAUCAAGCACGAGGAAGAAGAACCGGAGAUAAAAGCAGGGAACGAACCCGUAGAACCAUCUAGCAUGUUAUGUAUGAUAUGUAUGGACGAGAAGUCUCCUUCCGACAUGUUCCGAGGUAACUGCACUCACUCCUAUUGCACCGAGUGCACGGUCCGUUACGUAGAGACCAAGAUAGGAGAAAACGUAGCUGGAAUCAAGUGUCCUGACGUGGAUUGCCCUCACCUGAUAGAGCCAAACACAUGUCGAGAUCUGAUUCCAAGGAAUUUGAUGGAGAGAUGGGACAAAGCUUUGUGCGAGUCGUUGUUCAUGUCGUCGGGGAAAGUCUACUGUCCGUUCGAAAGCUGCUCGGCGAUGCUGGUGGUGGAGGGUGGUGAUGAUAAAGUGACGAUGACGGAGUGUCCGUCUUGUCACAGACUGUUUUGCGCUCAGUGUAAAGUGACAUGGCACGAAAGGAUUGGGUGCAAGGAGUUUCAGAGAGUUGGUAAGACUAAGAAGAAGUGUCGCAAGAAUGUUGAUAAAUUGUUGAUUCAGUUGGCUAAGAAGAAGCAGUGGAGGAGGUGUCCUAGUUGCAACUUCUACGUUGAGAAACUCGUUGGUUGUAUGCAUAUAAGUUGCAGGUGUGGUUUUGAGUUUUGCUAUGGUUGUGGAUCAAAGUGGGGUUAUCGUCACUCCUGCCUAAGUACUCGGCAGUACUCCAUGCGUAGCUUCUUCAAUUCGUUUCUAGCAAAUUCACGAUCAUUUGAAUAUUUUUAUUGA
Brassica oleracea var. oleracea is the source of this 936-nucleotide messenger RNA. Its product is annotated as E3 ubiquitin-protein ligase RNF14-like. The transcript is spliced from 3 exons. Gene Ontology annotation, molecular function: ubiquitin conjugating enzyme binding; ubiquitin protein ligase activity; zinc ion binding. Gene Ontology annotation, biological process: positive regulation of proteasomal ubiquitin-dependent protein catabolic process; ubiquitin-dependent protein catabolic process; protein polyubiquitination. Gene Ontology annotation, cellular component: ubiquitin ligase complex; cytoplasm. Bases 1 to 936 code for a protein of 311 amino acids. The record is from RefSeq and is a predicted model, not a curated record. NCBI's taxonomy places the organism in Eukaryota, Viridiplantae, Streptophyta, Magnoliopsida, Brassicales, Brassicaceae.